Molecule: messenger RNA, 1640 nt
Organism: Ooceraea biroi (clonal raider ant)
Lineage: Eukaryota; Metazoa; Arthropoda; Insecta; Hymenoptera; Formicidae
Gene: apd-3l
Product: apidermin 3 like
Source: RefSeq, a predicted model, not a curated record
AUGAAGGCCUUUAUUGUGUUCGCCUGCUUAGCGGUGGCGACGGCUCGCGCCGGUAUCGCCGGUGGAUAUGGUGGUGGCUAUGGUGGUGGCUAUGGUGGCUAUGGCCACGGUCUUGCCAUCACCGGAAGUGGAAUCAGAUCUGGACACGGUCUGAGCGGUGGUCUUGCCGCUGGUGCUGGAACCGCCGCCUCCCUCCAGGGAGGUGCCUCCAGCUUGGGAUCUGGUGGUCUUGGUGCCAGCUAUGCUGCUGGUGCGGCGGCGGCGGCUGGCUCUGCUGGUGUUCAGCAGAUCGUCUCUGGUGGAGUCCUUGGUGGCAGGUCUGACAUCGGACCCGCUGAGGGACCCAAGGCCAACGUUGGACCCCAGACCGGACCAUCUGAUCUCGUAGGACCCCAGGAGGGCGCCAAGUCCGUUGGUGGACCUCGUACUGGACCCGCUAGCCUUGUUGGACCCGCUGCUGGCCCAUCCACCCUUGUUGGACCGUCUCAGGGAACCGCCACCCUUGUUGGACCUUCCCAGGCUACCGCUAACCUGGUUGGACCCAGCUACGGAGGUGUUGCCUUCUUUGCCGGAGCUGGUGGCAUCAACGGUGAUGAUGGUACCUCUGGUGCUGCUGCUAACGCUGCGCCCGGUGCUGGUCUUGGAGGUCUUGGACUCGGUGGCGCUGGAAUCGCUGUCAUCGGUGGUGGCGGUGGAAUCAAUGGUGGACUCGGUGGUGGUGAUGCCGGAGUUGCUGUGAUCAACGGACCAUCUGGCGCCAUCCACGCCGGACUCGGCACUCACGGAGCCGUCAUCCCCGCCAUUGGCAAGUGGUAGACGUUUUAAGACCCCAGCGAUCUCGGCUCGGCGACGGCGGCAAACCCACCACAGUCACUUACCGGUCUCGAACGAUCCUCAAACGCGCUCAACGUCUUCUUCCCAAAGUUUCGUCCAGUCUUGGAACAUGAUCGGUGCGCGUUCAGCGCUAGUGAUAUGAUCGGUAAACGCUCGGAACACACACACACGCAUGUCGGAUGAGAUCGUCAGGGACGACACCGAGAUCCGAGCGUCCGUGACCCGCGGCUCCGUAUCGUUUCCACCCCGUUCACGGCUCGUCACAACCGGGCCACAAAUUUAGUCAAUUUCCGUUCAUCGAGAUCAACAAUAAGGGAAAAUCGAGUCGGACCGCGAUUAACCGGUCUUGGUCGAUGCGAACAUCCGCUCCUCGACGAGCCUCCGCCCGGAAAUCGGCGAACGUCGCCGGACAUCGGCACCGUACAUCCACCGCACAAUCCGAGCCGCAACCGCGUGCAUCAAAAUAGGCCACCCGUGCACACGCGCAUCACGCUCCACCGUCAUGGACCUAGCAAGUGGACGAGCUUUGGCACUUCGUCGUCGGACCAACCGGAUCUGUUCUGUUUUCUGAACACCUACCGUUGCUCCGGGCGAUUCCUUCUUCUCUUACGUCUUCCACCAUCCGUAAGGCCGCCGCUCUUCACGCAUAUAUACUAUUCUCUCUUUUUCCACGGGUUGGACGUGUCACAAGCGCGUCUCCUCCCGCAUGUUGUUAUACUUACCGCCGCACCCCAAGCAUACAUAUUAUUAUUACAUACUCGUCCAUAUGCGCAUAUAUGUUCUUCUUAUAUAUAUAUGUAUACAUA